AUGGCGAUUUUGUCUACGAAGAUUUCUCAGUUGUGUCGUGUUCCUCGGGCAGUUAACAUCUGUGAAAAUCACGAAAUACAACACAAAAAAUAGGCACAGGGGAAGUAUCUUAAAAUAUACGUAAAGGACAAGUUGCGCCAGUCUUAAACUUUAGAAGUCACUUGUGUUUCUCAGUUGGCGGUGAUAAUGAUUUUCAGUAUUGGAUUGAGGUAUACGAUAUAAGCUUAUCAAUGGUGGCGCGAGCUUUGUUGUCUAGUGUUUCUGCGAUUACCACCAGCUGGGUAGGUGUUAGUGCACACCACCAGCUGGGCAGGUGGUGUUAGUUAACACAACCAGCUGGGCAGAGGGCGUUGGUAAGCACUAUCAACUGGCGCUGUGGCCGGCUGAGAAAUGAGAACUACUGGCAUCCGGUCUGUACCCAGCCCAGCGCCCCGCUCCCAGGUGGCCGCUGGGAGCCAACCUCUGCCCCUGCCCAGGACGAAGUUCAACAUCACUACUGCUCCCACGGACACACCACCAUUCCCGUCAUCCCCCACCAUCCAGGGCAUCCCUGUGAACAACACUAAAAAUACGAAUGUAUCAUCUGAGAUCGAACCUGAAAACUCUGUGCUGGAACAAAAUGAAACUAAUAAGACAUUACAGUCAAAAGAUGGGGACGGUGAGGAGUCUAUAAUAAGUUCGCCAAGUAAGUUUCAGUCGGAAUUAACUCGUGCAUCACUACACAGAAAACCAGUUAGGAAGGCUCCCCCAAAACCACCUAGAACCUUUAGUCACCAAGUGACUCUUGCACAGGAGUCUGCAGAGCGCGAUAGAAUGUCUGGGUUUUUAAAUUAUAAGGUUCCAGAGCAGCUAAUUGCUCCCAAACCUGCUCCCAUCCCGUCCCGACCAAAGCUUAUAGAUAUUCUAUAUAGGCCAAGCCCUUCUCAGAAGGCGGCCUCUGAUUCAAAGGCUAAUCGUCGUUUUAUUUCUAAUACAGACUGGAAAAAGACUCAGAUAACAGUGAGUGAAGCUGCCCCAGGCAAGAUGGCCACAUCAUUGGUUGUAGGCUCUUUGCCGUCAAGAGGUGAUCAAGUGUCUAAUGUCACAUUUCAGGCGACAUCUAGGAAGACACUACCACGACAGUCAAAUGCCUCAGAAAGUGGCAGAGGCAGUGUUGUUACACAGUCAUUCAGCCGACACGAUGUUGGUGCUAGACGCUCUAUAAACAAGAUGUCCAACACUCGAGGUGUCCCUUUUCCUCCACCUGCUAUGCCACCACCAAGUGUUCCCUCAUCUGCACCGCGACCAUGUGUUCAGCCAAUGGGUUACUCACGUCCAGAAAUACCCACACGUCCAACUGCUGCCCAAUUAGCUCCGUAUCUGGGGAAUAAGAAAGCUAACUGGCCACGAGACAGAGUGCCUGGGUCCUUGGGGAUUCCUUCAAGGUCUCAGACAACCGCUUCUUCCAGCGUCAGGGUUGUCGACCAGGACCCCGUGUGCACGCCUGCAGAUUUCGAGGACAAUUGUAAAGAAGUCUUCAAGUGUAUCAGGGCAGCAAAGGAACAUAUUGGUCAUGGACGACAUAUCCAGGCAGUCAGUCAGUAUCAGGCGGCGCUGACAGCGAUAGACCGAGUGCUGAAGGCGCAGGUGCUGAGCAUUACAAGUGAUGAACACACCAGACAGAGGUUCUUCCAGCUGCAGCAGGAGGUCUUCGUCGCCAGAAAAGAGACGCUGAACGGGUUCAGUGAUGCCCAGGCGGCGGUGAAGCCGACUCCGGGCCUCUCCACGGACACUCCGGCUCCGGGAGCACCACCCACUUACGAUGAUGUUCUUAGGGAGGACCAGACGCGCUCACGAGAUAAAGUAUCAGGGGUACCAGCAAGACAGCCUCUACAGCAGCAUGGAUCAGCAAGAGUGUCGUACCAUGAUGGGUCUCCAAACAUACCGUGCCAUCUUGGGUCUUCGGCCGUGCCUCGGUCUUCACAGUUGGAGCAAGGUAGACCUAGACGAAGUGCCAAGCCUCACACUGUUGCCUUGGCGUCUGGGCCGCCAUUAUCGAUGCCCCAGCCGCCCUGGGUAACACGCGUGAAAUCGUCUUCACUUCGCGCACGCCCGGAUGAUGUGGUACUGGUGGACACCUCUGGUGAACCACCCUCCGGCACGCCACUCUCAGCUCCUGUCAACUUCACCCUCCGGCCGCUCGUUCCCACCAAAGUAUCGCCUCCAAGGUCAAAGUCCUAUCAUCGUACCCAAGAACAGCCUAUUCCAGUAGCCCUUGAUAAACACACAGAAAAAAUAGCCACGUAUGCAAAGUCCUCUCAACCAAACAAAGCCUCUUCUCUGAAGACCUCUCAACCAAACGAACCCUCUUACUCAAAGUUCUCUCAACCAAAUGAAGCCCCUUGUCCAAAGUCUUCCCAACCAGAUGAUAAUGCCUCUUAUCCAACGUCCUCUCACACUUCCACUGAAACACAAGUUCGCAAACCAAGAACUUCCAGCACAGUGAACGAAACUCCAAUCAUUGACCCAGUUUUUUCCCCGCCGUUUGACGAAGCUCUGUUUCGCCAGGCACAAGCCUUAGAGAAAUUUGAAGAGCAGCGGAAAAGGGAAGUACCAGCCGUGGCUGUGAAAGCUGCAACAACAGAGCCUUUAGUCACGGGGUCAUUAGGAGACCGUGGUUUGGUUAGUGAAUCAAGCAAUCGCCGGACCGAUUCCAGUAAAGAUGACGGAAUCAAUACCUCACCUUCAGGUGUUGGAUCUGUCGUCUGCGCUGAAAAUAAUCUAGGCUCUGAAACAUCACCACCAUCUGCCUCUACUAACUCUACUUUUAUUAAUGACCCGUUUAUGAAUAUAGAUCCAUUUCCCCCAGUGGAUCCGAAUACAGUAAUAACUGACCCUGUUUUUACGGAGGAUAUCCAGUCUUCUUCCCCGCUGGUCUUCAGUGAUGAUCCUCCUCUAAAUCUGGGGAUAGACAGUGAUAAAGACUCAGUGAAUAAAAGAAAUUCUACUAAAAUGGCUGUGAAACCGCUGGUAGUAGCAGGUGGUGUAAAGCCGUCAGGCAACGCUGCCUCUCCGGUUGAUAUUGGGCAAGCUGGUGCUGCUUCUCUAGAUUUACCACACGACACUGAAGACAAUACAUCAUAUGAUGAAGAAAGAAAUUCCAUACUCGAGGCUCUAGAUUUUGCUAUCACUCCAACUCCAAAUCAUAAAAAAGUGUCACCUCAAAACUCAAAGGUAUCAAUCCGUUCACGAUGUUAUUCUGAAUAUAUGUUACUGGAUUGUUCUUAUGGAACUCUGAACACUUACAUCGAGGCUUCUAAAGAAGUUUGUGCCAAGCGAGCAUCAAUUAUAGAAGAAUUUGAUCCACUUAUGUCUCACUCACAAGAAACCAAGAGUCCUAUUGUGUUUUCCGAUGACAAUGUAAACAAUGAAAAUGCAGUUGAAACUCGUGUAGAGGAAAAUAAAGUAAACAAUAUUGACUUUGAGCAGCUAAAAACAGUAAACAAGCCCAGAAAUAAUGGCAAAUUAGAAGAUUUGAAUAAAAAGACUCAACAGAAGAAAGAAGAAAGUGAGGUGCUCUUUCCUCGGGUAUUCAACGAGGAAGGAGCAGUAGGAGUCUCUGCAGACUUACAUGAUGGAGCAGUAGGAGUCUCUGCAGACUUACAUGAUGGAGCAGUAGGAGUCUCUGCAGACUUACAUGAUGGUAAAGGUGCUGAAGGCAUUCCUGAUAACCUCUACAACAGUGAGGAGCCAACACCAUCAUAUUUUAACAACGCGGAUACCAAAACAUCCGUCUCCUCUUCCACGGGUUCCUGUACAUCAUGGCCAUCAGAUUUCACCAAGAACUCGUCGUGGCCGUCUUCGCCGGUUACCCCGCCGUCAGAAGUGGAAAUGGAGUCGCAAUGGUAUUCCGAUGAGGAGGAACCCAAGGUACUGCCAACAAAAGACGUGGGCCGCUCAACCUUCCAUCGGCUCUCUACACAUCAGGAUGGUGAUGAUCGGGCGGAGACCAUGGGCGGCAUAAGGAGUUUGGGCGGCUUCAGAGACCUGUUAAGGAUUCGUGAGGGAGUGAAAAUCUUCUUCAUCCAUACUGAUGGGGUCGUCACCUCGCCCUGGAACAAACCAUUCCUAGCUGCUUCCAAAGACACCAACAUGAUCUGGCGUGUGGGGGAAGGUGUGGUGCUGAGGGUAGGCAAGAAACUCUGGUCCUGCAAUUUACACAGCAAAACUACCUUGGUGCUACGAUCUUCUGGUAUCUAUAUCUUCAAAGAAGUUCCUGGCAAGCCUGAGUGCAAGGCUGUAGGGAUCAAAGUACCAGCCAGGGUGAGGAAAGCACAGCAUGAGCUGCUGGGUCAUAUUCUGCGAGAGAACACACGUAUUGAGGACGAGAGGCCCUCUGGUAUCACCAACGGUAAGUUUACACCAUGACUGGCACAGUAGCCG
Molecule: messenger RNA, 4422 nt
Organism: Cherax quadricarinatus
Lineage: Eukaryota; Metazoa; Arthropoda; Malacostraca; Decapoda; Parastacidae
Source: RefSeq, a predicted model, not a curated record